Molecule: messenger RNA, 894 nt
Organism: Brassica oleracea var. oleracea
Lineage: Eukaryota; Viridiplantae; Streptophyta; Magnoliopsida; Brassicales; Brassicaceae
Product: metal tolerance protein A1
Exons: 2
Coding region: 1-894 (297 amino acids)
Biological process (GO): zinc ion transmembrane transport
Cellular component (GO): vacuole; plasma membrane
Molecular function (GO): zinc ion transmembrane transporter activity
Source: RefSeq, a predicted model, not a curated record
AUGGGCUUUUGCUUAUUCACAGUAUCUGUUUUGGCUAUACUAACCGAUGCAGCUCAUUUGCUCACUGAUGUUGCUGCUUUUUCUAUCUCAAUGCUCUCCUUGUGGGCUUCUUCUUGGGAAACCAAUCCGAGGCAGAGUUACGGGUUCUUCAGGAUUGAGAUUUUGGGUGCUCUUGUCUCAAUCCAGCUCAUUUGGUUACUCACAGGGAUCUUGGUCUAUGAAGCCAUAACUAGACUCAUUCAACAGACUAAUGAUGAUGUUGAUGGUUUCUUUAUGGUUCUUGUUGCUGCUUUUGGUUUAGUUGUUAACAUCAUAAUGAUUGUUGUGCUUGGACAUGAUCAUGGUAAUGGCCAUUGUCAUAGUCAUAGUCAUAAUCAUGAGCAUGGUCAUGGCGUGCAUGAUCAUGAUCAUGGUCAUGGAGAUAAUGAUGAGCAAUUGUUGGAGAAACCGAAGGAAGGGAGGAACAUCAAUGUGCAAGGAGCUUAUCUUCAUGUUCUUGGAGAUUUAAUCCAAAGCAUUGGAGUAAUGAUUGGAGGGGGAAUGAUUUGGUAUAACCCUAAAUGGAAAAUAAUUGACUUGAUCUGCACGUUAGUAUUUUCUAUUAUUGUUUUAGGGACAACCCUUAAGAUGCUUCGAAGCAUACUUGAUGUUUUAAUGGAGAGUACACCGAGAGAGAUCGAUGCAAACCAGCUUGAAAAAGGAUUAAUGGAGAUUGAGGAAGUGGUGUCUGUUCAUGAGCUUCAUAUUUGGGCAAUUACAGUUGGAAAGGUAUUGUUUUCUUGUCAUGUCAAGAUUAAACAAGAAGCUAAUGAUGCUAUGGUGCUUAACAAAGUGACUGAUUAUAUUUGGAGAGAGUAUAGUAUCAGUCACGUUACCAUACAAAUCGAGCGUUAA